Messenger RNA from Cebus imitator (Panamanian white-faced capuchin), 1413 nucleotides. It is a transcript of the gene TMEM132B, whose product is annotated as transmembrane protein 132B. The transcript is spliced from 5 exons. Lineage: Eukaryota; Metazoa; Chordata; Mammalia; Primates; Cebidae. The coding region runs from base 19 to 1413 and encodes 464 amino acids. The record is from RefSeq and is a predicted model, not a curated record.
CACCGCGCGCCGAGGACCAUGCCGCCCCCGGGCCGGGCGCCGCCGCUCGGGCUCCUGCUGGCGCUGACUGCGCUCCGGUGCCCAGUGACAGAGAGUCGAGGGAUUGUGGAUAGCCUGCAGAAGUUCUCCUCGCUCCCGGCUUACCUCCCCUCAAGCUUGCACAUCUCCAACGCAGAGGAGUCCUUCUUCCUCAAAGAAGCCAACCAAGAUCUCACGAGGAAUGCCAGUCUGCAGGCCCGGGUGGAGCCAUUCUUCAUCUACCGAGCCAGGACACCCCCUAUUAUCAAUGCCAGCUAUGGCCCGUUUUCCGUGGAGAAGAUGAUCCCCCAGGAGCUCUUGUUGACAUCCACAGCCUUUGGAAACAUGGACAAGUUUCCCUUCAACUGGAAGUUGAAAUCCCACAUCCUUGACAGCUCCAUCUACUCCAACAGACCCAAAGUGCAGACCUUGUUUUAUGUCACUGGCAUGGGCUGGGAUGACAGCGAUCUUACUGAAGAUCUACCCUGUGUCAAGAUGUUUGCUUUCCCUGAGGCCAGGGAAGUGGCAGCCAGCUGUCGGCUGCAGGGUGCCCCGGGGCUGUGUGUGGCUGAGCUGGAGCUGCUGCCCGAGUGGUUCAGCUCAGGCCUGGACCUGGAGCCAGAGGAGGAGAUCCCAGCCCUGCUGGGGGGAACUGCGAUGGAGCUCUUCUUCACGCUUUACCCAGCCGAUAAGGCUGGCCAGUGUCCUCUGGAGGAGGAAGGCAAGUGGGAGAACAACAUCCACGCGGGCCUGGAGAGCCCCCAGCAAGCAUUUCCAGCCCGAGAGAGGAUUGGGAGUGUGGUUGUCUACCCAACCCAAGAUGAUCUGAAGUGGUCCCUGGUGAGCUUGGAUGAGAACGUCGUCAUCUCGGUACCCCUGAAUCUGGUCCGGGAAGGGGACACGGCCACCUUUUUGGUCUCUCUGACCAGUAGCUCUGUGGCAGACCAGUUCACUCUUAGAAUUAAGGCGGCAGCAGGUGUGAAGAUAAUGGCAGUGAGAGUCAGCAGUGAGGACCAAUGGGCAGUUCAGGAAGAAAUUGAUAAUGGCGACACCCAGACGUCGGCCACCCUCACCUGCAUGGGCCAUCGCCCGGACAUGCAGAGCAGAGUCAAUGGAUCCUUCUAUGAGAUCUUGCAAGUAGACUUUGGAAUUGAUAACAGCAGUGACCUGGCUGGGGCCCAGCAGAUUACCUGGCAGGUGGAGUACCCGAUUGAGGACUCCAUGAGUGAGCUGGUCGUCUCCGAGAUCUUCGUCAGCCAGACAACCUUUGUGGGCAUCGUCCCUCUUGCCAUGGUGAGAAACAGGGGGCUUCAGAAAAACCUGGAGGUGAUUGGACAUCUUACCAUGAGCUUGGCUGAAGUUAUGUUCACAGUCAAGCUCAGGAACCGCAUCUGA